AUUGACAAUCGAAAACAAUAAAGCCUGGAAUUCGGAUUACAAUAGUUUUUUCUCGUUUAAUAAAAACGAUUUAAAUGCAAGAACGAAGGAAUUUACCGAAAUAGGUGCAAAUAGUUUGUUUCAGAAGAAAUUCGAGAUAAGUAACCAGGUCCUGUGACAACGAACAAUAUGGAUUUCGGCCGCCAAAGAGACUUUUCCGAGUUCUACGAGCAACUGAACGAGCUGAGAAUGAAAUUCCGAAAUUGGGAUAGUUGCGAAAAAACCGUCGCUCUGUAUUAUCUCAUGGUGGGUUUACCUUUUGCUAACGCGCGAUUUUUGCAAAACGCCCUGGACCAGUUGGUUACUACAAUCAACACACCGGACACUCAAGUUAUGGAGCUGAACGCCAACGAUCCUGAGGUAAUCAGAAGUUUUUUAUCAGAAAAUCCCCAGUCAGCCCUGUGUUCCCUUUUAAAUCACUUGCCUUUAUUGAGACCAGGUAACAAAGAAGCCGCUAAAUGUUAUUUAAAUACUAUUCAAAGAAUUCUGACCGAAUUUAUUACUCCACCAUUUAAAAAGAUUUAUAAUGAAUGUGUGGAGAUCAUGUCUUAUGUUUAUAUUCAUCCGGCUUUUGACAAAGAGGAUAAAACCAUGUUUAAACACUUAUUAAAGCAAGUUCUUAAUAGGGUAACCCCUGAAAACUUUGUACACUCGCCUGUUAAUGAGCCUAGUUUGAACAAAAAAAGAUCUAACAGCCUCACACCAGGAACACCAUAUAUAAACGACACAGAGAGCUGGUCUUCGCAAGAAAAUUUGAUACAGUCAUAUCAAAAACCCAGAAGUUUCUCUUUAUCUUGUGAUAAAACCUUGACAGAUGCCUCAAACAUCCAAACAAGCAGCUCUGACAGUAAACUCGAGGAGAUAAUCAGAAACAACUUUCCAUUAAUGAAAAGUAUAAUGUCCUGGUUAAAGUCUUUAAGGCUACAUAAGUACAGUUGGAUUUUCCACGACCUUACGGCAAACCAAAUGAUGAACAUGAGCGAAGACUACCUGAUGGGAAUGGGUGUGACAAAGGGAGCAAGACAAAAGCUACUCCUCAGCCUCCAGAAGCUGAGAAAUCGCCAAAAGCUCCUCUUAGAUUUAGAGAUGGGCCUGAUGAACGGCAGUAAUGUAUAUGAUGCCCUUAAAGAACUUAAGGGAGUCCUACAGAGCCCCAUGCAAAUAACCAUGGGGGAAGACUUGUGUUCUUUGUUCGUAAAAGUCAUGGGCAAAGUGUGCACCCAACUUUUAAUGUCCAGACAUCCAACUGAUGAGACUCUAGUAUUAUUUAAUUCAUUGUGCGAAAAAGCCAAUGGUCUAGACUGCUUUACUGUGGACCACAAGAAGAAAUUGGCCAUGUGGAAGGAACAACUGGACGCGCAAAACCUGAUUGUGCCAUGCCCCCAAAGAAUGUCCAGUCGGAAAUCAUCUCGGUCAAAAAACCCACCGCCCAAUUUGUUCGAAGUACCUGCAGAAUUGAUUCCUAGUGCUCAAAAAAGUUCGUCGUAUCCCAACAUGCAGAUAAAUACUAAUUUACCUAUGCAUAGACAUUCGGUAGACAGUGUGACCUUACAAAACCAAUUGUUGCAAAUUAAUAAUACGGAACUGCAUCAAAAUGUAAAUAAUAAAUAUAGUUAUAAGUUAGCAUCUAAGGCGGAGUCUUUGAAAAAUAAUUGUGAUAUCGAAAAUAGUCUAGAGAGUUUAUGUAUACAGAUGAUGGAGCACGCGUUGGGGCCCUAAGUGUGUUUGUUUCUUUUUUUUGUCAUUAAGUGUAUUGAUGUUGUUUAGUAGGUAUUAAAUACCAAAAUUAUUAUUGUAUAAGUGUUUUAUCCCUGUUUGUUUAUUUUAUAUAUUAAUUUUGACAAAUUUAUAUUUUAAAGAUGCUAUUUAUUUUAAUACCGUUAGGUAUAAGGUGACUAUAAAUCUCUAUUUAAAAGAAUUGGAAUAUGGAAUAAAGAGAGAGAAUGUUUUAUCUUUUAA
Molecule: messenger RNA, 1998 nt
Organism: Anthonomus grandis grandis
Lineage: Eukaryota; Metazoa; Arthropoda; Insecta; Coleoptera; Curculionidae
Gene: smg
Product: protein Smaug homolog 1
Exons: 1
Coding region: 169-1758 (529 amino acids)
Biological process (GO): nuclear-transcribed mRNA poly(A) tail shortening; negative regulation of translation
Cellular component (GO): P-body
Molecular function (GO): mRNA binding; protein binding; translation repressor activity
Source: RefSeq, a predicted model, not a curated record